This is a messenger RNA of Dreissena polymorpha, 11944 nucleotides long. RefSeq names its product eukaryotic translation initiation factor 4E type 3-like. Gene Ontology annotation, cellular component: eukaryotic translation initiation factor 4F complex. The record is from RefSeq and is a predicted model, not a curated record. Gene Ontology annotation, molecular function: translation initiation factor activity; RNA 7-methylguanosine cap binding. Gene Ontology annotation, biological process: translational initiation. Bases 34 to 687 code for a protein of 217 amino acids. NCBI's taxonomy places the organism in Eukaryota, Metazoa, Mollusca, Bivalvia, Myida, Dreissenidae. The transcript is spliced from 7 exons.
UCACAUGACGAGUGAUCUCACUCUGGGUUCAAGAUGGCGGCUCCCAGUGUCUCAAAUUUGGACGUCAAAGAAAAUGUUGCCACUGCAAGUCCACAGUUGGGCCGAUCGGCAAUUAGUGAAAUUCAUUCGUCAGAAAAAACUGGAGUUCCACUAAAUACGCCAUGGACUUUUUAUCUAGACAAAUCAACACCAGGUACAUCAGCUGCGGAAUAUGAGGCUUGUCUCAGGAAACUUUAUACAGUCAGUACCGUUCAGGGAUUUUGGAGUGUUUAUAACAAUAUUCCAAGUGUUAGCAAGCUUGGAUCUAGAUACAGCUACCAUCUUAUGAGACAUGAACGCCGGCCUGUCUGGGAAGACCCAGAGAACUGUAAUGGUGGGAACUGGAGAAUGAAAUGCCAUAAAUGGGACACGUCUACAGUGUGGCAGGAGCUCUUGUUGGCAGCAAUUGGAGAGCAUCUGUCAGAUUUCUUGAUUGAAGGUGAUGAAAUAAGCGGUAUAAGUGUCAGCAUGAGGGAAAAAGAUGAUAUAGUAACGAUUUGGAAUACCCGAUCACACCUGGCAGAACAAUCAAAUAUUCUCGAGAAAGUCAAAGAGCUAGUGCCAACUGUCAACUUUACUGCAACAUUUUAUAAAGCUUUUCAAACGCAUCAAGCAUUUGAAGGCCAGGCCAGAGGAAAACGAUCUUGAACAAAGCAACACUUGUGAUAAUAGAAGACCUGUUGUAGAUACAGACAUGCAUUUUAUUAGCCACAUUACAUGUAUCACCUUAGGGUCCCUUCUUUAACAGCCUUUGUAACAGAACUUGUUUUUUUCCCAAAGAAAAUUGUUGUUAGCUUGAUUUUGACAUUUCAUUGGCAAAUAGCUUUUGGUGACAUUUCCCUGUUUGUUAAGCAUUAAUGUUCAUGUAUACAUAAUAGUAAUAUAGAUAUACUUAAAAGCUUCAAUAGGAGUGAGGGCUGGGUAUUUUGGUUGGUAGUAUUUACCCAGUGGGGCUACAGGCAACAUUUUGUGAUAGCUUUUAAUUUGGAUAUUCUUGGUUGCUGAACAAUGUGUUUGAAUAAUUUUUUACUUGAUAUGUUAGUAAUAACAAAGCACUUCAUCUGUUUAAAUAUAUCAUUUUUCUUUGAAUAGAAAAGAACAAUUUUAGUUUUGACAGAUUCAUGGAAUACAAAACAGCAACAUUUUAUUAAUCCUCACCAACAUUAAUCCGACACUUGUGCAUUUUCGUAGUCUGGUCAGGAGCUUUGCUGUCCAUUAUAAAGUCACACACGGUUUGGUGGUCCCAUUAUUGGACAAGGUAGCUACUGACCUGACUGUGUGGAUGCACUGUGCGAACAAUCUUCCUAGUAUAAAAGAUACUUUUUGUCCAGGUCCAAGUUAUUUUUUGUUUGAUAUGAUGCUAGAAAUAUUGAAUACUAUGCUUUUAGAACAAACAAGUACAUGUAGUACUGUUAUACCUCAAAAGUGUUUGGACACUUUAAGAUGAUUAAAAUUGUUUAUGGCCAAAAAUUGAGAUAUACAGCAUAAUCAUGAAAAGAUGCAAUACAUUUAUUGUAUAUAGCUUAUUGCCCAAAGUUUGAAAUUAAUGAGAACGCAUAUUGGUAAAUGCCACAGCCUAAUGCAUUGCGUAAAGUGUCAUCCCGGAUUAGCCUGUGCAGUCCGCACAGUCUAAUCAGGGACGACACUUUCCGCCUAAACUUGAUUUUCGGUAAGGAUUGACUUCCUUGAAACUAAAAAUACCAUAAAAGCGGAAAGUGUCGUCCCUGAUUAGCCUGUACGGACUGCACAGGCUAAUCUGGGAUGACACUUUAGGCACAUGCAUUAAGCCCAGUUUUCUCAGAACACGACUCAAAUAAUUAACUAAAUAUUAUAUUUUAGCAAUAUUUGCAAUAAAUUUGUUAUCACUUAAUGCGUUGGAUUUAACAUUAUGUCAAGGCUGCAUUUAUCAGUUAAGGUCAAAGAUUAACAUCUUGUCUAUAAUAAUAUGAAUCUAUACUCGAUUUAACAAAAUAGUUGAACUAUAAUAUUGUUAAUAGUUCUUUAAGUGUUGCCUUUAACGCCUUCAAAUGUUGCAAGUUGUAACACACAAUACUGUGAAACCAUUUUAAUUUCGUCAGCACGAAAUUUCGUCCUUUUUAAAAAAAUGACUAUUUCAACAGCACUUAAAUUCGUCCAUUUCUGGUUUUGAAAAAAAAAGCGUCCGAUUUGUUUGUAAUGUUUGUAAUAUAUGUAAUACGCGGUUGCGAAAAAAAUCGUGCUGGGGAAAGAGGGGUGACACUUGGUAGUCACUUGCAGGAGGUGGGCCUUGUUUGGCAUAUGCCAAUUAACAAGUCUGUUAUUUCAGGUGAUAGUAACUGUCCCUUAUUAUUUAAUGUCAUUGGCACGUUCUUUGUUAUGAUUAGCGGAUAAGUGGGACUGAAUAACCGUUAACGAGUGUUUUAAACAACAAAGCCAAUUGCCAAUUAGUCUUUUUCCAUUACAAUCACGGACAACCAAACACAAAUCAAUAUAUUCUUUAUUAAUUUGUAAUAAAAGCGCAGAAUAUAUUUCAGUCAGGUGUUGAUCACUUAUCGUCAUAUUUUAAUUGCGUUUAAUAGUAUUGUCUUUAAUCCGGAUUCGCCGCGUGUUGGCUGUAUAAUCUGCAACACCCCUGAAUAACACAAUACACACAAUGGGUAUUAAGUUGUUAACAAUUAGCGCUAAUCAACACUAAUAUACCUAAACGAAGUCGACGCAGUCGAUACAGCCUUAUUGCAUUCGCGUUUUACAGGAAAUGUCAGUUGUCAGUACACUGUAUAAUGUACACCCCUUUGUGUCAAAACCGGAUUUAACUUGAGUGUGAAUAGUCGACUGUUUCAUGUUCUUUGUAUCAAUACCAUCCGUGUAUCUGUACUAUAAUUAUACCAGUCUACAAACAAGGUGCGCGCUUCCGCAUAUGGGUAUUCGGACGUUCAAAAAAUUGACCUACGGUUUAGCGUCCAUGCCGUCGAACGCAUUUAGCAAUAUAACUCGUUUUUUUCCCACUAUUUCUUUACUUGCAAAAAAUACUAGUGGCUUAUAACUUACCUUUGCAAUCUUAUUUUCUCGCAUUUUGCGAGUGUGCGAGUGUUAAUUUCGAGCCCUGUGUAUAUGCGUGGAUUAUGCUGGAUUUAAAUGCCUCAUGCCUACGGUAAUUCAGUCUUUGUUUCAAAUAUGGGACAUGAUUACUGUUAAGAUCUUGAAUUCGUCCAUCGGUCGAAGGACGAAAAAGACGAAAAUUAAUGUCUGACGAAUAAUAAUGGUUUCACAGUAGUUCACAAGAUUGUCAUUAUUGGCACACACUGACAUCAUUUGAAUGAAGUUGUCACUAAGCGCAAUAAGGUUUACUGGUAACAUAUUUAUAGUGCGCAUGGAUGUUAACCCAUUUAGCUUUUGGUACGGUCUACUGGUUUUAUGACGAUUAUCCUGUUGAAAACCUCCAUGUUUAUUGUGUCACCGGAUAAACGCACACUGGUUGUAAUUAUGAUAAAAUCCAAGUGGCAUAUAACAUGUCGGAAAACUUUAGUUUUUAAUUAUGGGUGAAAAGCUGGCUGUCCAAAAAAAAUAAGUGACCGAAAAUAUUUAUUUUUUACAAAAUGAGGUUGUCUGAAAAUUGAGUAUAAUAUACAAGAUAAGUUUUAAGUCUUACUUCUAUGAAGACAUUGUGUUGUCAUUUGACUUUUUAAUUAAUACAUUCUGGAUGUAUGUGUUCAGUAUAUACUUGUAAAAAGAGUAUAUUAUAAUCUUACACAAGUUACAAUCUGUGAUUGUUAUAAAGUGCAAAUAAUAUUUAAAAAAUCCAAAAUAGUGAUGCAAUAUAUUAAGUAAAAUAUUGUAAGAAUUCAGGUCUUCUGAUCUUCCUUCUUGAACAAUCCACUUAAAUGCUAAGUGAAAAGUAGUGUAUUUUUCAUUUUUGUAUGUUUUUUAUGUCCCCCAGUCUAUACUGGGAGAGAAAUUGUUUUUGCCCUGUCUGUUGGUUUGUUUGUUGGUUUGCGUCAAACUUAAACAUUUGCCAUAACUUUUGCUAUAUUGAAGAUAGCAACUUCAUAUUUGGCAUGCAUGUGUAUCUCAUAGAGCUGCACAUUUUGAGUGGUAAAAGGUCAAGGUCAUCCUUCAAGGUCGAAGGUCAAAUAUAUGGGUCAAAAUCGCUCAUUUAAUAUAUACUAUAACUUCGUUUUGCAAUAUUGAAGAUAGCAACUUCAUAUUUGGCAUGCAUGUGUAUCUCAUGGAGCUUCACAUUUUGAGUGGUGAAAUGUCAAGAUACUCCUUCAAGGUCAAAGGUCAAAUAUAUGGGUCAAAAUUGCUAAUUUAAUAUACACUAUAACUUGGUAACAACUUCUCAUAUGCAUGGAGCUGCACAUUUUGAGUGGUGAAAGGUCAAGGUCAUCCAUCAAGGUCAAAGGUCAGAUAUAUGGGGGGGGGGGACAUAGUGUUUCACAAACACAUCUUGUUUUAGAUUAUUUCUUUUGUCUUGAAGACAAAUGUUGAAUAAUGUGUGAGAGUUUACUGCAUCGGAGAAUUAAUUAUUUUUUUAAUACUUUUUUUGGUGCAUAUGCAAUGUAUAUUAAUAGUUUCAAGUUAAAUUGUGUCAGAAGUGUCUGGAGCUUUUCAAAGUUUAGUUUUUUAUCUUAAUUAUUUUUAUUGUUAUUCACAAUAUUUUUGUGUGUUUUGAUUUAAGGAUUUAAGAAAGUCAUGCAACAAAAUAUUUAUUAUUAUCCCCCGCCAUAGGCGGAGGGAUAUUGUUUUGGCGUUGUCCGUCCUUCCGCCCGUCGGUCUUUCCGUCUGUCCGGCACUUUUGUGUCCGGAGCCAUAUCUUGGAAGCGCUUUGACGGAUUUCAUUGAAACUUGGUAUCAGUAUAUAUAUGGAUAAGAGGAUGAUGCACGCCAAAUGGCAUUGUACACCAUCUGUUAAUAACAGAGUUAUGGCCCUUUGUAUCUUGAAAAUAAUGCUUUUUUUUGUGUCUGGAGCCAUAUCUUGGAAGUGCUUUGAAGAAUUUCAUUGAAACUUUGUAUGAGUAUAUAUAUGGAUAAGAGGAUGAUGCAAGUUGGCGUUGUCCAUCCGUCCAGAAAACUUUUGUGUCCAGAAGUAUAUUGGCGGGGGAUAUCAAUUCAAUGAAUUUGCUUGUUUCAAAUGGAAACAUGAAUAACAUGGUAUGAAAGGGCAGGUACCCUUAAAUGAUGCAUAACCUUUGAAAAAGGACAUGAAAUAAACCAAUGGUGUAAGUUUUCUGUGUUAGCAACUUAAUGAACACAAGUUUUAUGUGUUUUUAUGAUCUUGUUAAUUUUUAAAUGUAUGUUCAAAUGUUAGUUUAUACUUUAAAAAUUCAUGACUGUCCAUAUUUUGCUUUAUACUUUUGAACUUUGGACAAUAAACUCUGUUGAAAUAUACUGAACAAUGAUCAAUCUCAUUUAAGAUAUGUAUUACUUUGAUGUUGAUUGUAUCAACAUAUUGUUUAUGUAUUCUAAGAACUUACUAUAUCGAGAAGAUAAAAUUUAGUGUGCAUUGAUUAUAUUAUGUUUGUUACAUUCUGUAUGUAUAGUGUUUGUUACAUUCUGUAUGUGUGGUGUUUGUUACAUUCUGUAUGUGUGGUGUUUGUUACAUUCUGUAUGUGUGGUGUUUGUUCGUUCUGUAUGUGUGGUGUUUUUUUUACAUUCUGUAUGUGUGGUGUUUGUGUUACAUUCUGUAUAUGUGGUGUUUGUUGCAUUCUGUAUGUGUGGUGUUUGUAACAUUCUGUAUGUGUGGUGUUUGUUACGUUAUGUAUGUGUAGUGCUUGUAACAUUCUGUAUGUGUGGUGUUUGCUACAUUCUGUAUGUGUGGUGUUUAGUUACAUUCUGUAUGUGCAGUGUUUGUUACAUUCUGUAUGUGUGGUGUUUGUUACAUUAUGUAUGUGUGGUGUUUGUUACAUUCUGUAUGAGUGGUGUUUGUUACAUUCUGUUUGUGUGAUGUUUGUUACGUACUGUAUGUGUGAUGUUUGUUACAUUCUGUAUGUGUGGUGUUUGUUACAUUUCUAUGUGUAGUGCUUGUAACAUUCUGUAUGUGUGGUGUUUGUUACAUUCUGUAUGUGUGGUGUUUGUUACAGUCUGUAUGUAUAGUCUUUGUGACAUUCACAUGUAAGGUCUUUGUUACAUUUUGAAUGCACCUAUCUUAGUAUUAUUGUCUGUUACUUUCAUCUCUGUAUGCAAACAUCAUAUACAUAUAUGUAUUAUCAUUGGUAAUAAACAGAUGUGGUUGAUUAUACACAUUUCUUUUGUUAGACUGUCAGUGUCAUAGAGUGUAAGUUUUGUCUAAAGUUUGUUUCUGUUUUGAGUUUUACUAUGUAAAAAACAACAGCAUCUUAAUAUAAUAAAACUGUUACAGGUUGAUUUUUGGAGGUGGUCUUGUGUAAAAUAUUUGUCUACUGAAUUCCGAAGGAAAAAACUGGUUAUUAGAUUGGCGAAUGCGGGCGGGCUGGCGGGCUGGCUGGCGGGCGGGCGGAACAAGCUUGUCCGGGCCAUAACUAUGUCGUUCAUUGUCAGAUUUUAAAAUCAUUUGGCACAUUUGUUCACCAUCAUUGGACGGUGUGUCGCGCGAAAUAAUUACGUCGAUAUCUCCAAGGUCAAGGUCACACUUUGAGUUCAAAGGUCAAAAAUGGCCAUAAAUGAGCUUGUCCUGGCCAUAACUAUGUCAUUCAUUGUGAGAUUUUAAAAUCAUUUGGCACAUUUGUUCACCAUCAUGGGACGGUGUGUCGCACGAAAGAAUCACGUCAAUAUCUCCAAUGUCAAGGUCGCCACGACUAAAAAUAGAUUUAAAAAAAAAAACUUACAAAGGGGGUUUAUUUUGUUUGUUCAUUUCAAAAGUUCAGUUUGAGUUUUCUCCCUUUAUCAGAUUUUUUUUCACAAUGAAAACCUGGUUUUGUGACAAUUUUGUCCCUUGUUUAUUUUAUAAUAAUGUUUAUCAACUAAUAAUGGUUUAUUGUGUUUGUGGAAAGAAGCAUUCUACAAUAGUUAUCAUACAAUAAGAAUACAUUUGUGUACAUUUGAACUUUACUCAAUCAGUGGUUGCUGUUGAAACUGAAUUGUUGAAUUAUUGCCUUGUGAUUCUCCCAGUAUAUUUAGGGAGAUAUAAUUUCCACAGAAUAUUUACUUUUACACAAUUACAAGAGAAUGAUAGUGUUUCUCUUUACCUUAUAUACAGGGAGUAUUAUUUAUUAAAAUGUGAUAAGUAAAUCAGUGUUUUUUCACGUGUUAAUUGGUUUAAUUCUCUAAUAAAAAAAUCAAAUUGGUAAUAUUUUUUUUAAUGUUUGAAUUGUAAAACUAUAUCAUCAAGUAAUAUAAGAUAGGAUAACAGAGUUAUAAACACAUAAAAUGAUCUUAAAUACUGUAUGUUUUGAUAUAUUGAGAAAGGAAGUAUAUAUUUUUUAACAGACUGUCAUGUUUUUGUCUGAAAAUAAAACAUGAAUACAUGUAUAUUCAUUUACUAAGGGUAGGUAGAUUGCUUUAACACUGAAGACAGUCAUUUCUUAAUAGUCUAUUAAUAUGUCUGAGGAUGUUCGAUUGUGUUUCUUUUUUUCUCUUUUAAACAAUUAUUAAGAAUUUCUAGUCUGAGAUUCCUAGUUAACAAGGUUUGCUUGUGUAGAUUAUUUAUUUUAAGUGCCAUUGGAAACAUGUUAAGUACAUGUACUAUUUUGUAUCACAGGAAUGUUUCUUCAUUUGAUUUAUUAACUACGUCAAUUUUUGAAGUCUAUAUAGACAUUUCAGCUAUUGUAUACUGGUAUACCUUUUGAUCUGUAUUAUAACAUUUGAAAUAAUAACAAAAAGUAUGAAUUAUUAUUUCAUAAAUGUUGUAUACGCCCUUGGCAUGUUGAUACUGUUGGCAUAUAAAGGGCUUGUCAUGUCCUUACAUAUUUCCAUCCAUGACAGGGUUGGUCACUUUUAUGGUUUCUAGUAGCACCAAAACAGAUUGCUACAAUUCUAUUAUAUUUCCACACUUGUUGCUUGUGAUCGUUACCUAUUCACCUGUAUCAGCCAAUAUUCCUUUGAUCUUAUUCUGGAUCUUAUUUGCACUUCAAACAAAUGAAACAAUAUGGAUACUUCUUGGUUCACUGCAUUUGUUUGUUUCUUCAAGGAUCAACUCAUAGAUACAGAAACAGUUGAUGGCUAGGACCAUUCCCAAAUACGCUCAGUUAAACUCACUUUGACCUAGACCUACUUUGGACUUUUAAACAAAUAUAAUGGUUUGAUAUUUUUAAGUUAAAUUAUUAAUACAUAUAAUUGUUCAGUGUAACAAAUACUAAUUUGAUUUAUUCUUGGAUAAAUAAGAUAAACUAUCCCAUCUACCAGCUUCACCACUUGAUACAACACAAUUAUCACCAUAACUUUAAGGACGGUAUAGAUUACUAGUAUUUAAAUUGUGGGUUUUCUAAAAGCUUAAAUGCCAGUGUCCAUGCAUCUUAAUUGGACAAGAAUAAGGAAAAGCUUAUUAAAAAGGAAUUUUUUUUCAAACACUAUUGACAAGAAAAUGUAAAUAUAAACAAGAACUGUGGCUGUGAUGUUUUGAAUGUGUACUAUCCGCUUGAUCACUUUGCAUGAGAUUACAUGAGCAUUUAGAAAUCCAUAUCAUGUAAGGAAAUGUACGACUUUGUAGUGCUCUUAAAGCAGGCUUGUGUCAUGAGUUGUAUUUAUUUUUGUUAUGCCCCCAAAGGAGGGCAUAUAGUGUUCGGACCGUCCGUCCGUCUGUAUGUCCUUCCGUAACCUUUGCGUUUAGGUUUUGCUUUUAGGUUUUGAAAAAUGCUCAUAACUUUUAUGUAGCUUCAGAUAGCAACUUGAUAUAUGGCAUGCAUGUGUAUCUCAUGGAGCUGCACAUUUUGAGUGGUGAAAGGUCAAGGUCAUCCUUCAAGGUCAAAGGUCAAAUAUAUGGCAUCAAAGCGGCGCAGAAGGGGGCAUUGUGUUUCUGACAAACACAUCUCUUGUUAGAUAUGUUUAAAGGCCAUUUAAAUGCCCCCGGAUUGAAUGAUCGGGGAUAUAUUGUUUUUGGACUGUCUGUCUGUCAUUUUGUCCCAAAACUUCAACUUUGGUUUUGCGAUAACUUUUGCAACAUUGAAGAUAGCAACUUGAUAUUUGGCAUUCAUGUGUAUCUCAUGGAGCUGCACAUUUUGAGCGGUGCAGUAGGGGGCAUUGUGUUUCACAGCUCUUGUUGUUUUUGAGUUUUCAAAAAGCUCAAAUAUGCCACAAUGCCAGCAUGAUAUCAACUGUAUUGGUUAUGAUGUGUUCAAUUUUGCUACUGGAUUAUCUCAGUAAGUAGUACAUAAAGCUUUUUUUAACAUUUAUCGUUUGUUAAUAUUUGUAUCAAUAUUUGAAUUAUUUAAUGAGAAAUGAUUUUCUCACAAUCAGCAAUUAUGUCUUAAUUAUCUCAGUUAGUAGCCAAAAUUAGUUCUAAAUGCUUUACAGUUUUAUAGCUUUUAAAGUUUUAAACAUACCAUAUAAGCAUCAGGUUAUGUGAUGGUGUUGAGGCUUUAAAAUGCUUGAUAGAAAUCUAAUGCAGUCUUUAAUGUAUUGAGAAAAAAACUUUAUCUCAGUCUUUAAUGUUUUCAUAGGAAAAUUGUUUGUACAUGUAUUUCAGUGAUCUUUUAUACUGUUUUUUCUCUUGAGGAUGCAUAUUAUGGGAACACCCUUGGUGGAUGGAUGUCCGGUGGGAUGGGCAGUUACGCAUGUUCACUGUUAACAUUCUAUAUGUUGUACACUUUUCAUAGAAUAUUCACCAAACUUUCUUGCAAUGAUUGUUGUUAAAAUGAAUGUUAAAUUUGGUAACCAGCUCAUUUGCCCUAGCCACUUCAGGUGUUUUAUUUUGUUGAUAGAUAACAUGGACAUUCGCCAUUUCUGCUAUUUUAAUCAUUUAGUGUUCAUCAAAUCUUCACCAGACUUUCUUGAAUAUGGUGGCAAAGUUUGAUACCAGCUAAAAAGUGCCAAUCAUUUUAGAAUAAUUGCAUUUUAUAUGUAAUUUUUUUUUGCAAAAUUCACAGUUUUAUCACUUUUCACCGAAUGGUCACCAAACUUCCAGAUAUUGGGCUAUUUUUUAGGACAGGCAUUUAUUUCUAUCCAUUGCCAUGUUUUUAGUGCCUUUGAUGUUUUUGGAAUAAAUAUGAUGCCAAUAGUGUACUUCUUGCUGGGUCAAUUUAAAUACAAGUAUUUUCCAUUAUUGUGUUAUAUAUCUUUUUAAACAGCUGAAACAAAGAAUAGUGGUAUACUGGACUCACCAUUGACUUGUCUGUCAGUCUGUCUUUCUGUUUGUCGACAAAAAAUUGUCCCAUAAAGUUUUCUAUACUUUUCAACAGACAACAUUUAAACUUAAUAAAGUGUCCUUUAUGAGCUGAAUUUGUGAAUUUGUAGUGUUAUUACAACUGGCAAUGUAUUUCAAUAAUCCGCACGAUUAAGUAUUUUUGUCGGGAAGCGGACGACAACGAGCGAGGCAUGGUAUUGUAAUGCACAUGGGGGGCCAAGAGGGUAAGGGUAAGGGGUCGGGUUUGGGUUAGGGUUAGCCUAAACCCUAACCUUAACCCGACCCCUAACCCUAACCUAACAAUAACCCAUGGUUAUCUCCCAUAUACCAGGCCUCGCUCGUUGUCGUUGUCCCCUUCCCAUUUUUGUCACUACUGCAACAAGCUCUAGUUAAAGAUUCAUUCUACCAUUCUUGUUGAAAUUUAAGGAAAAUUGUGUGUUUCAUUAACAUAUUACACAAUCAAAUGACACACUGUAUUGAGAACUCAGUGACCCCUCAGAUGUGUAGAAUAACAUAAUAGAAUAUGGUGAUACCCGAUUGUGUAUGGUACUUCAAAUACAGUGCUAUUUUUUAUGCCCCCGGAUCGAAUGAUCGGGGGUAUAUUGUUUUUGGCCUGUCUGUCAUUCUGUCUGUCACCAAAACUUUAACCUUGGUUAAAGUUUUGCGAUAACUUUUGCAAUAUUGAAGAUAGCAACUUGAUACUUGGCAUGCAUGUGUAUCAUGGAGCUGCACAUUUUGAGUGGUGAAAGGUCAAAGUCAUCCUUCAAGGUCAAAGGUUAAAUAUAUGGCCUCAAAGCGGCGCAAUAGGGGGCAUUGUGUUUCUGACAAACACAUCUCUUGUUAUUUAAAAAAUGCUGUGUCUAUAAUCUUUGCACAGAAAAAUGUUGGCUUUCAAUUUUUAGCAUAAAAUUUGAUUAUAAAAAACAACAGACGAAGAAACUAUAUGUUUUGCAAAGAAAAUCAUGAAUGUUGUAUUACUGUAAAGACUUAUGGUUUUAAUGCUCAUUCACAUGUUUAUGUUUAUUAUUUCAUUCCAUUUGUUUGAAAUUGUAUAUGUCAAGUGUAUUGUGUCAGUAGUCAUUCAAGAUUUUGAGAAGAGUGAUACAAAAAGCUUUUAAUUUGUCCAAAUAUUAAGAUGGAAAACCUCACUACAUGUAUUGUAUAUUUCCUUACCAUUUUAACAAAUGCCGUUGAAGAAAAAAGAUGAAUAAGUUCAAUUAAUAAUGAAAUUAUAUGAUUGCUGUCAAAUUGUUGUAAUCACUUCAUGUCAUAAGAAACAAAUCAGUAUUUUUCUUUAAUUUCAUACCUGACCGUUUAUUCAUAAACCUCCUUGAAAAAAGUUCAAUUCUUGCUUUAAAGUUUAGUGCACAAUUUAUAUAAAAUUGUCCAUGGGAGUGCAUCUAUAAAAAAAUUGGUAAAAAAAGACAAAAUUAGUUUUUUAAGUACCGGUACUGGUAAAUAAUAAAAUGAAAUUUAAAUGGAACUUGUUAAGAAUGUGUUCUUUUAAGACUUUCACCAAAUUCAAUUUUGGAGUUUUUGAAUAUGGAUUUGUAUUAUCUCAAUAUGUACAUCAUACAAAUGAACAACGAUUCAUUUAGAUAUUACAUAGUGUCCUCUUACAUUAUACAUGUUUGAGAUGUUGGUGUCAAAAUAAAGCUUAUUAUACCGCAA